GAUCAGUUGACGCUGUACUGCGGCGUGCGGUCGAGACACGAGAGUAACGUACCGUCUUUUCGAGAAACGGAUGGACUUCUAACCGCGAAUAUCACUUUGUCAUUCGCACGGCCUCGUCGGGCGGUCUAUUAGGUUGUGUUGCGUUUGGUUAUUUGGAUUUUUGGGAUUAUUGGACAAGUGUGCCGGUGGUGGUGACGGGUUGGUCCACGGAAUUACGUGUGUUUGAUUGGAUAGUCUCGGCUGUUGAGAGCUCUAUGGGCUUCGGCAGUUUCCCUGCCUUUCUCCGUGGUAUUCGUGACAAGGCUGCGCAGGUUCAGAGCCAGAUCGACUACAGAUUAACUGGACCAGCGGUGAAGAGUCAGUGCUAAUUUCGUUUGUCACUCGUCUGAUUUUUCUUCGUCCCUUUGAUUUUUCGGCGAGGGAGACGAGAGGUCAGGGCUGACGUCACGAGGGGGUUUAUCAUCGCCGCUGAAUACCCCAGCACAAUGGAUAUUAGAAAGUACUUCAAGCACAUACGAUGGCCGAUUCACGCGGCUUCAAGUCAAUAGACCCGCUGUGGAGUGGUGGUGUACCCCUGGAUCCCGAGUACGAGGAGGUGACUGGUGUGGCCGCCUCGCUCGAUCAAAAAAAUUCAACAACGGAGUCCCUAGAGCGCGCACGAAAGAAGCGCAAGGUCCUGCAGGAGGAGGCAGCAUCGCGCACACCAAGUGUACGUAGUCGUGACGACAGCCGUUCACGCAGGCAUACGGAGGAGAAAGUAACAACGACUGAUCAUCAGCAUCGCGAGCCCUUUGGCUUCAGGGUGGAGGAGCAAUAUGCCGUACGCGGAUUUUACGGUGAUAAUGUACAAGGCCCGUACGAGGCAUCAGCCUUCAAGCUGACGAGGGGACACAGCACUGGCCGUUAUCCCCAGUCAACUGCUGAGCAUCAUCAUCAUUAUUACUAUCCUGGCAGUGUGAGACAGCCUGGUGGUAGACCAGCGCAACGUCAUUACUAUUAUCCACGUGGGGUAUUCAGUAAUGAGACGCAGGAAGAAAUACAGGAGGACGAUGAAGCCACUCUCAGGGAGUUGCUCAUAAGUCUGCAGAAACAGGUCAGCGUGAUGAGUAUGAACUUGAGUGCCAAGCUGGAUGAGCUACAGCGGGGUGACCGCCAGCUCGAGACCACUGUAGCUCUGUGUGAAAUACGUACGCAACUUCAGGAGCUCACUAAGAGUGUUGAGUCUUGUCAGAGCGAGGUCAGCGAGGUCAAACGUGAUAUGGUGGCGAUUAAGCAUGAGCUAGACACUGUGCAGCAGGUGAAGGAGGAGAUCGAGGAGUUGAGGGAGUAUGUGGACAGACUGGAGGAACACUCGCAUCGCAGGAAACUGAGGCUCCUGGAGCAGGGGCUGACGUUUUUCCUCGCGUAUGCGAUAUUCGCUGCAGUCCUGGGGAUGCUGCAGUUUGGCUAUAAUACCGGAGUGAUAAAUGCACCGUCAGGGCAAAUUGAGAAUUUCAUGAAAGAUGUGUAUAAAGACAGAUAUGGCGAUGACAUGUCGGAUAAGUCUGUUAAGAGGUUGUUCUCAUUGGCAGUUAGUAUAUUUGCUAUUGGGGGUAUGGUCGGUGGUAUUAGCGGGGGCGUUAUAGCCAACAGAUUUGGCAGAAAAGGGGGCUUACUGUUGAACAACAUGCUGGGCAUCGUGGGGGCAUGCCUUAUGGGUUUUACUAAAGUUGCCCACUCAUACGAGAUGCUAUUCUUGGGUCGUUUCGUAAUUGGUAUUAAUUGUGGAUUAAAUACAUCAUUGGUACCCAUGUACAUAUCGGAGAUAGCGCCAUUGAAUUUGAGAGGCGGCCUGGGCACGGUAAACCAGCUCGCUGUUACGGUGGGCCUCCUAAUCUCCCAGGUGUUGGGAAUUGAGAAGAUACUCGGUACAAAUGAUCGUUGGCCGAUACUGCUGGGUCUUGCUGUUGUUCCUGCUAUUGCCCAACUUGUGUUACUACCAAUUUGUCCAGAAUCCCCGAGAUAUUUGCUCAUUACAAAGCAGUGGGAAGAGGAGGCACGUAGGGCUUUGAGAAGGUUAAGGGGUAGUAACCAAGUUGAGGAGGACAUAGAUGAAAUGAGGGCGGAGGAAAGGGCUCAACAGGCUGAGUCGACAAUUAAAAUGAGUGAGCUUAUAUGCAGUCCAACGCUCAGGGCACCUCUUGUUAUUGGUGUGGUCAUGCAACUCUCUCAGCAACUUUCUGGUAUCAAUGCUGUGUUUUAUUACUCCACCCAAUUAUUCCACAAUGCUGGACUGACUGAAGAGAGUGCUAAACUGGCCUCAAUCGGUAUCGGUGCAAUAAUGGUGAUAAUGACUCUAGUAUCAAUACCCCUAAUGGACAGAACUGGAAGAAGAACUCUCCAUCUCUACGGUCUCGGUGGAAUGUUUAUAUUUUCCAUAUUCAUCACAAUUUCAUUCCUCAUCAAGGAGUUUUUCAAUUACGUACAGGAAAUGAUUGGCUGGAUGUCGUAUCUAUCGGUUGUCUCGACACUCAGCUUCGUGGUAUUCUUCGCUGUGGGGCCAGGCUCAAUACCAUGGAUGAUAACGGCUGAAUUGUUCUCACAAGGACCUAGACCAGCUGCUAUGUCGAUCGCUGUACUUAUCAAUUGGAUGGCUAAUUUCGUUGUUGGCAUUGCUUUUCCAAGCAUGAUGGCUGUUCUCGACAACUACACAUUCCUCCCCUUCAGUGGAUUCCUAGCAGUUUUCUGGAUAUUUACGUAUAAAAAGGUACCCGAGACGAAGAACAAGACCUUCGAGGAGAUCCUAGCGCUGUUCAGGCACGGUCAUGACAGCAGGAGCAGCUUGCGGGACAGCAGACUUUAUGGGACCAUGCUAAACUGUACGAAUGCGUUAGAGGGACACAUACCACCGGCAGAGAGUGCAGCCCUCAUGGUGGCAGAGGAGAAGCCCCAUCCUGAUUCAUUUGUUUUUGCAGCUGGAUCAGAACGCUCUUCCAUCGCUCCCGCUCAACCGGAAAGAGCACCGCCCCCGCUUCCCCCGCCACGCUUUCCGAACAGCGGUGUCUGACAAUGGGAAACUCCUCUUAAUAUUGGCAACUUUAUGAUAAUGAGUACGCCUAUACCACUGUUACUCAGCACCAACAGUCUCACAAUCGAGAAUCAUCUUUACGAAAUAAUAACCGAGCGCAGCAAAGCGUGCGCCACAUUCCUUCGUAACAGUUUGCGUCGUGCUACUAAUGCCACAGCUAUUUCAUGGAAUGUGGGCCUACCGGAAAUUGAAGUGAGACGCCGUAUCAGCUCGUGAAGAUAGCGUGGAUGGGAUACAAAAGCUCUGGAGAAUAACACUUCUAAUGAAAAAUCAAGAUAAAUAGUUGAUAAUUUAAAUUUAAAAAAAAAAUCGUGCUUCACUUUUCCCAAAAAAGUGUUCAACAGUUUUAAUUCAGUAAAAUUAAUCAAUCGAGGGAUGUUCGUAAUAAUCAACAAAACAGCUUUGCACUAAUUAUUUAAAAUAAAUGAAAGACGUUCGACACAACAAGACACUAAAAAUUAUUUAAUUAGUGGAAUUUAAAGAUGAAUUAUGAAUGAUACUCUGAGUGAUUGCCGAGUGAAAUAGACAAUUAUCAUUAUUUGUUUAUCAUUGCGUUAUCGAACUUGUUGGAAGACUGGGCGAAUUAUUGAAGUGAUAUUGUGGGUGUAACGGAAGGUUUCCAGCGAUUAAAAAACUAUUAUUGAUGAUGAUAAAUUUAUUGCUCAGAAUUUAAUUAGGGAAAUUGAGGAAUUGCGUUCUCAGUGAAGUAUUUUGUGCCAUUUAAAUCGAAUAUGUUUUUUAAUACUCAAUUGACUGGUGACCUUCCAUUAUAUGUACAUAAAUUGAUGUAAAUAAUUGUAUACUCCUAUUUAUAUCGUAUACACUCGUGUAAUUGAGGGGGAAUGUAUAAAUGUACUAUAUUACUCAUUAAUGUGGCAACGGUUGCCACGGAAAAUCAUUGAUUCGAGGUAAAUUGAUCGUUGAAUGAGUUUUUCGUCAUCAUGUGAUUGAUUGUUUGUGUUCAUUGUUAAAUAAAAUUAACAGUUUCAAUUUUAUCAGUAUUAUUCGUUCGUAAUUUAAUGGAUUGGGGUGGGGGGAAAAUUCUAUUGUUCAAGUUUAUUACAAUUCUAAAAUUAUAAAGACUAAAAAUUGUAAUGGUUAAUGAAUUCAUUCGCAAUUUCAUAUCAAUAAUCAAAGGGUAAUAUAGUACAGUUUGUAAUCAGGCUAUAACGAAGGGGUUUUCUCGGUGCACUUUCUUGUAUACUUGGCGAGAGUAGUUGACGAAAGCUUGAUGAAUUAUGGAAGAAAUUCUAACGAUUUUUGGGGUGGGGUGGAGUGAGUUUUAGCAGUUUUUUUUACAAAUUUUGUUUUUCGUUGAUUGUAAUUCCUCUAUAGAAUUUAUUAAAACAAAUAAGAGUUCGAAAAUUCAUGCGCAAGAAUUUCUCUAUUGAUGUAUUGAUUUUCAUCUAUGAAAUAUCUAUGAAAAAAAUCUCAAGGAAAAAUUAAUAAAUGUUAAGUUUUUUUAAAAUUCAUUUUUCUCUUCAAAAAAAUUAGUUUUAUGUUGAGAAUCAUUCGUAAAUAAUUGAAGUAAUAUUCAAAUAAUCUGAUUCCACCCUUCCCCAAUAAACCUCAAUGAUGUGUAAACUCAACUACUCACCAGAUUGUACUAAAAAUUUUCAACCUUCAACUGAUAGAAGAGUUGAAAACAUCUCCUGAAGAAAUAACGUCUGUCUCUACUAAGCUUACGAAACUUCUCGCAAAAAUGAGAAAACACGAUUGAUUGAGUGAUGCGACUUUCACAGUAAUCGAUACGUAAUACUUAAGAAAAAAAAGGAAUCAGACUAUUCACUAGAAAACUACGGAAAAACGUUGGGAAAAUUUAUGAGACGUUGAGGAGAGACAUUAAAGUUUUUCAAGGGUUGAAAAGCGAAGGAAUGAAAUCUACGAAACAGGCAAUAAAAACAGUUGACCCGAUUGAGAGAUAAAUAAAAAGGUUUUCUUCUGCAUUUCUGGUGUAUCCCAGUUGUCUCCGAGAGGUGAAGAAAUUUAUUAUUAACGAUCUAGGAUAGGCAUUUAGGGGUAGAAAGAAAGUAUAACGUACAAGCUCGUUCAAUCGUAAGAAAUGGAGGGAAAAGUAUUAAAAACUGUAGCGAAUGGGUAAAAAUUAUGUGAAAAGUCCAUUCUAUUUCGUUAACUGUGACUUUAUCUCGAUACUAAAUGCAUUCAGAAGAAAACACUGAAAAAAUAUAUUUGCAAAAAAUUUGUUUUGAUGUUUUCCCCUGAAAUAAUUUGUUUUUGGAAGAAUUUCACACUAAAAAAAUGGAAAUUGGAUUUUACAUUUUGCCUUUUCGCUGCAAAAAUAAAUUUCAACUUUGUCACUCGAUGGAGAUGAUUAAUUUAAUUAUAAAAAAAAACCAAGUGCGAUUGGAUUUUUACGACAAAUAUGGCGGUACAAUAAAUUGAAAAAUGAAUCAAGUAAUGAUAGCAUAUCCGUUUAAACAAAACAAUGAAGAGUAAUUAUUAAUAGGCUUAAAAUCGAUGCGUGUGUGUGGAAAGUUGCUGUUACUUUUCGACUCAAAGAACAAUUGGACUAUUGACAUUCUAAUGAGGAUUAAUGAAGUUGAUCAAUAUGUGAUUUUAUAAAAAUCUCGGUUUUUAUAAUCAACGAUGUGAAUUUUCAUCAUUAUCUGCGUGAAAUUGAUGGAUGAUUCGUCCUGAUUCGAGAAUUUACAAUGAGUGAUACAGUGAAAUAGAAUUCAAAUGAAUAAAUAUUGAAUUAAUAAAAAUGGAGGGUAAUUAUUCAUUUUUUCGUCAACUUCGUGAACCGCUCCAUCAAAUAUCCGCUUAAAAUUGAUCACUUCAUUUUGUUAUCGUUUGUAAUUGAUUUUUCAUCAUUACUUUUGUAUUUUUUCAUGCAUUUCAAGCGGAUAUUUAAUCGAAUGGCUAAAUUCUAAUGAAAAAAGACAAAAAUGUAAAUUUAUUCAUCAAUAAAACCCAUUUUUAAACAUGAGGAGUCGACCAAGAGACAAGCAUCCUAUUUUCCAACUAGAAAAUCUUCGAUAACAUCAUUGUGACAUCGGGGCCUGUAACGGAAUGUAAAAACCAAAAUAUUCACCGAAAAAGCGACGAAACAAAUUUUUAAAAAUUUUCUCAUGGUUAUAAUAACUGUAAUUCACUGGGGAAAUGUCACACAAUUUUAUUAGGCGCAGAUUUUCAUAGACAGAUGAAAUUUAUAAGAGUAAAGAAAAGCGAGAAAAAUUAAAUAACUGAGAAAAACAAUCACAAAAUGGCAAUUAAAUCCUCAAUCUCUUCAGUUAAUUACAACAAUGAAUUUUUCAUUUCAACGGAAGUAGAAGACGAAUAAAACUGAAUCUACUGAUUAUUUUUUUUCUCAAUUGAAUAAUCCCGUAAUAGUUUCAACUCAAUGAUUCCUAUAUGAAAAAAUCAUUGAUGCAGAUAGAUAGAGCCUUAAAAGAACUUCAAAACACUGAAAUCUGGAUCCAAAAGAUGCAAGUGAUCACAAUAAAAAAAAAUUCAGAAAUUGAUAACUCACGAGAACAAGUGCAUGAACGCGAGGAAAAUGUAAAAUAUAAGUUCACUGCCAUUCAAAUGACUUGCGCUGAAUAAAAAAAUAAUAAUACGAAGGAGGAAAAAAAUACUUAACAAGCGCCAAAGAUAUUCCAAAUGUGAAUGUGUACAGUUACAUUAAAUAUAAUUACCUAGUUAUAUUUACAUGAAUGAUAUUAAAAUAACGAGUACUAUGUAAAACUCACUUAGAGCAUUGAAGGAAAAUAAAUAAACCAAUGAUACUCAUGAUGGAAAUAUGGUAGGAUUAACGAAAAAUUAAUCGAUUACAGAGCUAUUAUAUAAUGAAUGAAAAUGUUCGUGCACGCUUUGAGUUGAUACUGCUGAAUUUCAAGGAUUACAUAUUAAUUUUCUCAAUAUACCAUUGGGUUUAGCGACGAAUGUCGAAAGACAGCAGUUUCCAAAAUAUUUUUGAAAUAAUGAAAAGACCUUUUGAAUUAUUUAAUUUCAGCAAUUGAGUUUAGCUCACGAAAAAUAUAAAAAAAUCAGUGAUUACGAUUUCCCUCUAUUUCUCAAGAAACGCCUAGUUACUGUCCACUUCAUAAUACUCCUAUACCCAUGGAAUAAAUGUAAAUAAUCGUUAAUACCUUGAAUUAUGAUUUCCAAGAGGAUCUAGCAUAAACGAAUGGAUGUUUUAGAUAAAAAAUAUAUAAAUAAAUAUGAAGUUGAGGGAAUAUCUCUGAACUAUAUUUCACACAUUUUCAAUCCAUAUAAAGCUCUGUGAUUAAAUAAACCAAAGGGAGAUAAACAAUACACGCUAAAUAGAAAUCGCUAAUUUUUAGAAACAAAAAAAUCGAAUUGUGUACAGUGCAAAUGCGAUAGAAAACUGUGUUAACGAGGAAUAAUUUUUCUCUGAGAAUCAGUUUGUAGUAAGUCAGUGAUAAAAGCGAGGGAGGAGUGACACACGAGAUUCACAAAUUAUUUUACUUUAUUUCAUUCGCAGGAAGCUCUGUGUGGACCAACUUCCGUAAGCCGUAUUGAAAGAACAGAUGUGAGAGAAGGGAAAAAAAAGUAAUCCAACAUUGUACCGAGAUAACUUUCUAUAAGUACUAAUCGAAGUAGAAGAAAAUCUGUUAACGCAAGUAUGCAAAUAAUUUUCCUUAAGAAAGAAAAAAAAUUAUUAAAACGAUAAAAAAAAACAAAUUCCCAAUCCUUCAACUUUAUA
Diachasma alloeum is the source of this 7757-nucleotide messenger RNA. It is a transcript of the gene Glut1, whose product is annotated as glucose transporter type 1. The record is from RefSeq and is a predicted model, not a curated record. The transcript has 15 exons. Gene Ontology annotation, cellular component: membrane. NCBI's taxonomy places the organism in Eukaryota, Metazoa, Arthropoda, Insecta, Hymenoptera, Braconidae. Gene Ontology annotation, molecular function: hexose transmembrane transporter activity. Gene Ontology annotation, biological process: monosaccharide transmembrane transport. The coding region runs from base 518 to 3046 and encodes 842 amino acids.